Messenger RNA from Gadus chalcogrammus (walleye pollock), 6732 nucleotides. RefSeq names its product fibronectin leucine rich transmembrane 3 (gene flrt3). The record is from RefSeq and is a predicted model, not a curated record. The transcript is spliced from 2 exons. Gene Ontology annotation, molecular function: protein binding. The coding region runs from base 3554 to 5506 and encodes 650 amino acids. Lineage: Eukaryota; Metazoa; Chordata; Actinopteri; Gadiformes; Gadidae.
UUUUGGGGGGGGCCGUGCUCGGACUGGCUUGACACAGGCCAAGUUGUUGUGACAGACGUAGGUGUUGAGGUGAGGUGUGAUGCAGAUGUUGCAGAGGGCACGUCGCGUGAGAGUGACCGCACCGGAAAUUGGAAACAUGAAUUGCCGACCGAUGUCAUUUCGAUUCAUGUGUGGUGGCCGGCUGCAUCUAGGGAGUUUAGGAGACAGACGACGGGCCUGAAAACACAAUGGUGACACUAGAUGGUGGAACCGUGUUUCCUAAUGCCGUGUUUACCCAAAUCCCUACUGAUUUAGGGAGAGUGGUUCAGCAACACUAUAGGCAUGACAAAUGUAAAACGGGGACAUAUGCCAGAAUCCUAUAAUAACAAAAUCCACAGAGCAAAUACAUCAAGCAGCCAUGUUUCAAAUUAAAUGCAGAAAUCCCUGAAUUAUGCCUUUCUUCUUCUUCCCAGUGAAUAUAAUACAUGUAAUAGUAUCCUUUACCUUAUGAGACUAAAAGCUAUUCAGCUCCAAAGCAUUUCUUUGACAGGCACGCAUGAAUUCAUUUAUUUUGCUGUGCUUUUUCCCCUAAGCAUAUCUUUCUCCGUUCGUGGCUAGGGGGCACAUGAGAUCAGGCCUCGUUAUGUCAGCCUCACAUGCAGUGCAUCUGAGCGCGUUGAGCUCACAAUGGCUAUCGCUAUCUGGCUUUGUGUUUGUUGCACACUCCCCACUUAAAAGGUACCAAGCGACUAGCUGUACACACACACACACACACACACACAUCAACACUUUUUCGAGGACGCUCAAUUUAAAUUUGCCAGUUCACAUUAAAUUCAGUGGAGGCCAUUUCUAAUACACAGGAAAGCUCCUGGAAACUGGAGAACCCUGUUAGUACGAUGGAGAAAGAUGUCCAUCAGCAAAACACUAUCUCAACUGCUCUUUUCUUUAGGAAACUGAGUGUGUGGGAGCCUACGUUACUCGUGUGUGUGUGUACACAGUAUGAAUGCACAUCAUGUCUAAUGCUGUCAAAAGUAGAAAAUAUAACCAAAAUAAUGUGCUUUUUGAAUCGCAUCAUUACACAUGACAUUGUUCAAAUGUGCUUUGUUCAGGCGUUUACAUCGGGAGCAAGGGGCCUGUUCUGUCCUCUGCUGUAAUCUGAUGAGUGUGGAGCAAAAACAAGCCUGAUGGAAUUGGUUAUUAGAAAAACACCUAAGCUAAUUCGCCCACACACUAUUGUCGGCUAUGACUUGAUGUUACCGCAGAACAUCAUCACAUUGACAGGCCUUUAAAUUAAAUUCAAGCGUCUGUUAAGGUUAGUGUCACAGGGGAGGAAAGGACGGCAAGAAUGCAUAUUAAUUAUUUGGUGAUUGUAAGCCAAUGUCAUUGCAGUAAAGUGACCCGUGUUGUAGCCCAUGAGAUGCAUUAUUCCACGUGGCAGUUAGGUCGUCUCGGUUCCUUCAUUGUGUGGACAUUUACUAUAUUUUUAUGGAGAAUAUAAGCAUUCAAAACAGAACUGCACAAUGUGCUAAAUGUGUUUAGAGGUGAUUCAACCAAAAUGGACAAAGUGGACGUGAAAGGAAAUAUUUAAAGGUAAAUAGUUGGAGUGAUUUCCGGAUUUAAGUUAUUUUCUCUCUCUCACUGUUAUUUUAUAACAUUGAUUUUAACCUUCGCCUUGAAGGACUCCUGUUAUCCCCACAGUCCGACAGAGGUCAUAUCUGUUUAGUUUGUUUUUAUUCCCCUGACUCUAAUCCACUACUAAUGCAAUACUGGCUGGACGGCACAUGUUUAAAUGGAGGAGAAAGGGAAGGGUGCUGUUGUAAUGGAGUUACAAGGUCCUCAAUGUCCUAAUCUUCUCCUUGUCAUUGGCUCCAUUUUGAAUGGCUGGCCAUGUUGUCCAUCGUUUACCUCCUAAGUGUAUUGGGAUCCAUGGCGGCAGUCUGCCACGCAGCGUGGAGGUUAUAUGUAAGGACACCAGCCAUUGUGUUGCCAGAGGAAACCUGCUGUUUUCUUUGGGCAAGUGAACUAUACAUAAAAAUGAGAGUGGUAGUCACAGAAGUCACAUUUUGAUGAUUAUCACAUAUACUAAACAGACAAUGCGCAAUAUAAUUCGUUCCUGAAAUGUAUUGAGUGGAUUCAGAACUUGGAUUGCUUCUAUCGCAGUGGAUAUUGAGGGUUGUGCAUCGGGUUUGAGGAAGCUGCGACCGUGACAAUCGCAUGGGCCCUGGGUUGUGAUUCGUCAGGGAGAGACAAAGCUUAUUUUAAAACUGAUUGUUACUUAACAGAAAACAAGCGAUCUCAGGAACAGCAUGCCACUGCAUAUAGGAUUCCGCCCAAACCCGUUGCAUCGAGGUCUGGAAAACUCUGGCCUUUCAUAUGCAUAAGUGACCCUUGCAGAACCAUAGAGAACAAUGGCCUUCUUCCAGGCCCAGGGGUGGGAGAAGGUCAGCAAGCACAAGUUAGCUGAGAGGAAAUCGUCUAUUUUUGUGCUCAAAAUGUUAGAUAAGCAGGGUUGAAUUAUACAGCAUAUUACACAUUUCGAACAUGGCAUCCAAACUGGGAUAUUUUGGCAAAUGAGGAGAUCCCAAGGUGUAUGUAAACGUAAUUAGGUUUCGGAGCUCUGCACCCUUAAAAAUAACACUCAAUCCACACGAGAAUUCAAAUGUUAUAUUAAAAAGGAAAUGACUGAAAUCCGCACAUAAAUGAUGAAAGAACUUAUCAACAAAUGACCUGGAUUUUAAUGUAAAAAAUUGUUAUAGCUGGGAAAUAAUUCUUAACGUCUGCUUCUCUUGUGUUUCUUUCAGGGGUCUAACCAAACUGUGGGGAUGGAAGUGAGAAAAUAACAGCCAAACUAUGGAUUUGUGAGUGGGACUGUGCCAAAGAGGACAACUAACCCCGGCCCUGUUGACAUAGGCUGCCUGCUUCAAGGACAGGGACCCGGGCCACUGGAUUACUGUUUCGACGGGCUCAAGGAGGCAGAAGAGGAUUGUGCUUUAGCCGGAAGACCUGGAGUAUAACAAGCCAAACAGGCCUGGACUGAGGCCUGUGGCACAGGACGCCGGCAUGGUUCAGCCCAGCUUUGUGUCCACUCACCAUGACUGCUAGGGCCGAGGAGCUAAAGGAUCUUUUGCUGCAGCUAACCCCUGUUUACAGAGGAACAAAUAUCAAGCGGCCCAAAAACUAAUUUGGGGACAAGGCCUCACACACGAAAAAAAGGUUUUCGAAAGCAUCAGGAAUUUUAAUAUUCUCUGGUGAUUGCAUGUUUUUGUCCCCGAGUGUGGAUUCCUUUUCUCUGGGCUUAUCUGCCAUGGUAAAAGCUUUGAAAGCAUGAGCUCCUGACAACAGAGUGGAGGUCAUCGACUGAACAAGGAUCCAGCUCAGCAAACAUUGACCUGGUCGGGAUAUCCUGAUAAACCCCCAUCCUUAGAAACUUUUUGCUUUUGAAGAGGAUCAGAACAAAUUCUGGGGUGAAAAUCUUUAUUGGAUUUUGUCGGCCGGAAAGGAUUUACCAUCAACGUCUCGAACGUCAGUUACGGUUCUCGUGAGGGAUUGACCCGCCGAACCAGACAGCUUCAAGAUGGUGCCUCAGUGCAAGUCCUCCGUUCUCUUCCUCGUCCGCAUCGGGCUCCUCCUGGGGCUGGCCAACCCCCUGGUCACCUCGGCUUCCUGCCCCUUAUCCUGCCGUUGUGAUGGCACCUUCAUCUACUGCAACGACCGCGGCCUGACCUCCAUCCCGCUCGGCCUACCCCUGGACUCCACAGUACUCUUUCUGCAGAACAACCGCAUCAAAAGCUCCGGCAUUCCCACAGAGCUUCAGAGGCUGGUUAAUGUGGAGAAGAUCUACCUGUACUGCAACAACCUGGACGAGUUCCCAACUAACCUUCCGCUGGGCGUCAAAGAGCUCCACCUUCAGGAGAACAACAUUCGGAUGAUCACCCACACCUCCUUGUCCCAGAUCCCCUACAUCGAGGAGCUGCACCUGGACGACAACUCGGUGUCGGCGGUGAGCAUCGAGGAGGGCGCGUUCAGGGACAGCAACCACCUCCGGUUGCUGUUCCUCUCCCGGAAUCACCUGAGCACCAUCCCGUCAGGCCUGCCCAUGACCAUCGAGGAGCUGCGCUUCGACGACAACCGCAUCUCCUCCAUCUCGGAGCAGUCCCUGCAAGACCUCAUCAACCUGAAGCGGCUGGUUCUGGACGGUAACCUGCUGAACAACCGUGGGAUCGGGGAGAUGGCUUUCAUCAACCUGAUCAAUUUGACUGAGCUCUCGCUCAUGAGGAACUCUCUGACGUCUCCUCCGGCGAACCUGCCUGGAACUAGUUUGGAGAAGUUGCAGCUGCAGGAUAAUCACAUCAACCGGGUUCCGCCUGGGGCUUUUGCCUUCCUCAGGCAACUGUAUCGGCUGGACUUGUCUGGGAACAACCUGAGCAGCCUCCCGCAGGGCGUGUUUGAAGACUUGGACAAUCUCACACAGCUCCUGCUGCGCAACAACCCGUGGCAGUGCACGUGCAGGAUGAUGUGGGUGCGUGACUGGCUACGGUCCUUGCCCACCAAGGUGAAUGUACGCGGCUUCAUGUGCCAGGGCCCUGAUAAGGUCAAGGGCAUGGCCAUCAAAGACCUUUCCACGGACAUGUUUGAUUGCACCGACACGGAAUUCAGUCCGACCUACGAGACGAGCACGGUCUCCAACACUUUCCCCCCCUCUCAGCCGCAGUGGCCCAUAUACGUGACUAAACGGCCCGUGGUGAAGGGCCCAGGCAUAAGCAGGAACUACCACAGCACCACCACGUCCUCGGGCAAGAAGAUGAUCACCAUCAGUGUGAAAUCGACCAGUGUGGCCACGGUGCACAUCUCUUGGAGGGUGUCGCAGCCCAUGACCGCGCUGCGACUCAGCUGGCUGAAGCUGGGUCACAGCCCUGCCUUCGGAUCCAUCACGGAGACCAUAGUGCAGGGGGAGACAACAGAGUACCUUCUCACGGCGCUGGAGCCAGAUUCUUCCUAUAGGAUAUGCAUGGUUCCCAUGGAGACCAGCAACAUUUACCUGUCUGACGAGAAGCCCGUGUGCAUCGAGACAGAGACUGGCUCCCAGAAGUCCUACAACCCCACCACCACGCUGAACCGGGAGCAGGAGAAGGAGCCUUACAAAAAUACCAGUCUGCCUUUGGCUGCUAUCAUUGGAGGGGCUGUGGCUCUCUUGGCAAUAAUUAUGCUGGCGCUGGUGUGCUGGUACGUCCACCGGAACGGUUCCAUCUUUUCCAGGAACUGCACCUACAACCACGGUCGUAGGAGGAAGGACGACUAUGCGGAGGCGGGCACCAAGAAGGACACCUCCAUUCUGGAAAUAAGGGAGACUUCCUUUCAAAUGAUCCCUAUAAACCACCUGCCUGUGUCCAAGGAGGAGUUUGUGAUACACACAAUCUUCCCGCCCAACGGCCUGAGUUUGUACAAAAGCCCAAACAGCGAUAACAGUAUUAACAACAGGAGCUACAGAGACAGUGGAAUACCAGAUUCAGAUCACUCCCACUCAUGAUAUUACGCGUGGACAUUCGUACUCGAGUGCGUGACGUAAAAAACAGAGUGAAAAGACUUCUACAAACACACUGGAUCUAUAAGACUAAGAAAGCAAUGUUCUGUACAUUUGCCAUAUAAUUUAUAUUUAAGGACAUUUUAUGAAGAUGAAGAACGUUCCAAUUGCAGGCCACUGGUUCAUCAGUGAGUGUUGUAACUAACUGCAAUUCUAUAUUUUAGGAAUUUGUAGUAAUUUGUACUGUAUUUGCGUUGCUUAAGGUUACCGACCAACUAAAAAGAAACUCUGUUCUACUGAGAUAUGAUGACUUGUCAACUGUGAAAGUGGGUUUUCAUUGCUGUGUUGAACAAUCAGACUUAGAAAACCUUGUAGUAUAAGCACAGGUCAUAUUCUAACUUUGUGACUGUUGGUAAAACAAAAAGGCAAAAAAAAAAGAAAUGACAUAAAAUAAGGCACAUCUGAUCAAGUAAUAGGCUAAGCGGGCAUGCUGCUUACCUACAGGCUUUGCAGACGGUAGCUGUGCCCCAGAGACAAAAUAAAUGUUAAUUCUGGUAAUCUAGUAUUAAAGUGGGAUUGGGGAGAAAAGACCCACAGAGACGAGGUGCUUUCGUUCUGUUUUUUUUUCCCAGUGUGUGAAGUAUUCCUUUUCUGAUUGUAAGAAGCGGACGUGUUUCAGCGCGGUAACCCGCGUGGGGUUUACCGUGGUGUUCCAGAACGGCCUGUGAGCCACAGCACAGGGUGAAUAAAGCACACCACAACCCAAGAAACUCUCUCUCUGCUUCUCAAUUAUAAGUAGAGUCAAAAGACUGACACAGGACUCCGCCCCACUAUCUAUUUGUACAAGCCAAACAAAAGGCCAAACCACAAUGGUGACAUUCUUUAGUACCGUGUACCAUGCGUCACUUUAGACACCCGGGCAGAGAAAGUAAAAGCUUGUUGGCUUUCAUUAGAACACCACAGUGUCAGCGACUCCUUGUUAUAAGUAUUAUUUUUUCUUAUUAUUUACAAUUUCACACUUUUACGUUGCCACAGUUUAAAAAUUAAUUGUUCUUUACAAUGGAAAACCAAAGUGCAUUGUACGCCCUUUGGCCAGUCUUGUAUGUGCCUUGAUCCAAUGCUUAUUGUAUUUAGCUUUUUAAGAAACCAGUGACUUUUUUCAUACACACUUGAAUAUGAGAGAUAUUGGUCAUAUUGCAGAAUAAAAGUGGACAAAAAUUACUGCUUGUUUU